AUGAAAAUUAUUUUUAUUUUCAUUUUCGUGCUGGCCUGGGAAAAUGUCCUGUGUAGUUCUGAAGGAGGCUUCAAUAUUACUGUGCUGCAUACAAACGACAUUCACUCGCGUUUUUUGGAAGCCAACAAAAGAGGUGGAAAAUGCUCUGAUAAGGACAAGUACGAAGACGGUUGUUAUGGUGGAGUCGCCAGACUGGUUACCAAGGUCAGAGAAUUAAAGACCAAAAAUAAAAACACGCUUUUCUUCAACGGUGGAGAUUUUUUUCAAGGAACAGUAUGGUACACUGUCUUAAAAUACAACAUUGUGGCGGAGGCAAUGUCAAGAAUGAUGUACGACUUUGUGUGCCUUGGCAACCACGAGUUCGACGACGGCCCUGAAGGUCUUGCUCCUUUUCUUAAAAGAAUGGAGGAAGCAAAUGUAACCGUCCUGGGAACUAACCUUGAUACUUCCAAGGAACCCCUUCUUAACGGAACCGAGUUGAAAAGGUCCAUCAUAUACCAGGUGGAGAAGUUGAAGAUCGGAGUCAUGGGUGUGGUUACUAAAGAAACAAUGCAGAUUGCCAGGCCGGGCAAGAUUAAGAUUUUAGAUGAAAUUACCAGUAUAAAACAAGAAGUCGAGAAGCUAAAGGAGAAAAACGUCAACUUUUACGUUGUCAUCAGCCACGUGGGAUUUGAAUUGGACAAGAGAAUAGCCGCCAAAGUUGAAGAAAUAAAUCUGGUCGUGGGAGGACACACAAACACAUUCCUCUACACCGGCGAGAGUCCCAGGCCUGAGGACCGUGUUGAAGGAGAGUAUCCGACAAUUGUUACAAAAGAUGAUAAAAAAGCCCUCGUCGUCCAAGAUUACUGGGCCGGGAAAUAUCUGGGGCAUUUGCAACUAGAAUUUGACAAGGACGGAAACCUAAAAAACUGGUCUGGCAAUCCUAUUCUAAUGGAUAACAAGACUACUGAAGACAAAGAAAUGGCUUGCGUGCUGGAUUCAUAUAAGGAAGUAGUUGAGAAUGCGAGCAAAGAGUACAUCGGCCUCACCAAGGUUAAGCUUGAAGCCAGCGAUAAGGUGUGUCGCAUCAAAGAGUGCAACACGGCCAAUCUCAUCACUGAUGCUUUCCUUGCCUUCUACGCUGACCGAAAUACCACCAAUAAUACUAAGGACUGGUCCGACGUUAAUGCCGCCGUUGUAAACAGUGGUAUUGCCAAGACAACCGUUGAACAAGGUGUCAUUCUGCGGGAGAACAUGAUGGCCAUGAUGCCCUACGAAAGUACUCUGUACGUUCUCACAAUGACCGGACUUCAAUUAACGAACAUGUUUGAGCACGGUGCCUCAAAAUUCACCUGGUUCGAGGACCCUGAAGGAGCGUUUCUUCAGGCAUCAGGAAUACGAGUGGCUUUUAAUUUCUCGUAUCCAAAAAAAUGCCGCGUAAUCAAACUUGAUAUUUUGUGUUCCAAGUGCAAGAUACCAAAGUAUGAGCCUGUAAUGCUGAACGAAACCUACCGCAUUGUCACCACCAGCUACAUUGCAAACGGUGGAGACGGAUUCACAUUCGAUGAGAGCGUAAAAAAGGAAACAGAAGGAGUUGUUGACAAUGAGGUGGUCAUUGAAUACGUUCGCAAGAUGUCCCCCAUCAAGGAGCCUGAAGAGGGACGAGUGAUUAUGUACGACAACCCCAGACCUCCUAAUUCCACGGCGGGCCUCCCAAUUGACGCCAUCAAAACGACACCUAAGCCCUCUGUUACCACACCUUAACAGAUUAUAUGGAUCGAGGCGACAGAAUAUAGAGAAGCGUUAUUAUUGGUACA
Molecule: messenger RNA, 1796 nt
Organism: Ixodes scapularis (black-legged tick)
Lineage: Eukaryota; Metazoa; Arthropoda; Arachnida; Ixodida; Ixodidae
Product: 5'-nucleotidase-like
Exons: 9
Coding region: 1-1743 (580 amino acids)
Biological process (GO): AMP catabolic process
Cellular component (GO): plasma membrane
Molecular function (GO): nucleotide binding; 5'-nucleotidase activity; metal ion binding
Source: RefSeq, a predicted model, not a curated record